Molecule: messenger RNA, 1809 nt
Organism: Perkinsus marinus ATCC 50983
Lineage: Eukaryota; Perkinsozoa; Perkinsida; Perkinsidae
Product: L-asparagine permease, putative
Exons: 15
Coding region: 1-1521 (506 amino acids)
Biological process (GO): amino acid transport; transmembrane transport
Cellular component (GO): membrane
Molecular function (GO): amino acid transmembrane transporter activity
Source: RefSeq, a predicted model, not a curated record
AUGAGUGCUACUAGCGGCAAUGUAUUGAAGCCCUCUGCUGUUGGUACUAGAGGGGAUGCAGGUGUACUAUAUAAGAUGCAGAGACGCCAGCCUUUAUCAGUAGUACUUGCUGAAGAGCAUAGUAAUACUGACGAUGGAGAGGGAUCUCAUGGUCUCAAGAAGUACUGUAUAGCAUCAGCUGCAGUAGCACGAGGUUGGGCUAAUUAUGUACAAUGCUUCAUACGUGCUGCAUUUGGUGUAAUACUACCAUCAUGGAUGUAUGCUACACCUACUCAAUAUGGUAUCAUAUCAUUCUCCUUCCUAGCACCAACUCUAUGCGCUAUAUGUACUCUCAUAUGUUUGUCGGGUGUAAAGGAGAGUGCUACCUUCAGCUUUACUAUGGCAUGCCUUAAUGUUGCCUUGUUGCUAACCUUUUCUCUUUAUGGAUCAUAUAUGUACGGGGACGUUGGUAAUAUGGAUCCAUUCACCCUCCCUAGUGAUGUGGCAGUUGAUGGGGUCGGAGGCUUUGCAGGGGUACUACGUGGAUCUGGCCUAGCCUUCUUUUGCUGUGUUGGCUGGGAUGCUGUAUGUACAUUGAGUGAGGAGGUUAGGAAUCCUAAAAGGGAUAUACCAUGGGGCAUUAUGGGCACACUACUUAUCGUAGCACUAUUGUACUCUAUGCUAUGUAUUACCUUAUGCCUCAUGGUCCCGAUAGAGAGCAUCGAUUUGGAUGCACCAUUAGCUACAGCAUUCCAAUACCAUCAUGACAACUGGGGUUAUAUUAUAACAUCUCUGGCAGCUACAACCGUCUGUACUCCAAGUGUUAUGAGUGGUAUAGUAGGACAGCCUCGUAUCUGGUAUAGAAUGGCUUUGGAUGGCCUACUCUUCAAACCCCUAGCCAAACUUAGUGCCCAAGAUGUGCCUGUUGUGGGCACUACCAUAUGUGGUAUUAUUGCGACCCUACUAUCAGCCGUGUGCGAUUUUGAGCCCUUAGCUGGAAUGACCAGUUUUAGUACAUUGGCUAUGUUCACGCUGGUUAAUGGUGGUAUUAUAUUGACCCGAGCUGAGGAUAAUUCUGUGAGAGAUAGUAGUCAUCAUCAUCAUCCUUCUAUCUCAACGACCAACAUCACCUACUCCAUCUCUCUUUUUUUCAUCCUAUCGAUUGCCUUCCACUACGUUGCCCUGCUCCAUGGCUUCCUCACAUGUUCGGGCAUAGCCCUGGCAGCGCUCAACCUUGCCAGUUUAGCUUGGCUACUCUACGCCUAUUAUGCUGCUAUCGCACCCUAUGUCAAUAAGAGUAACAUCGAUGGACAUAGUGAGCCCCUCCUCGUCGGUAAUCAAAGAGAUAAGGAAGAUACAGCCGAAGAUGAUAACCAUUUCCGUUGCCCCUGGGUGCCUAUCCUACCCGCUGUCGCGAUAUGGGUUAACUGCUAUUUGAUGGCCUCUCUAGGUCUUCAGGCUCUGAUCAUGGUCACUGUCUGGCUCAUUCUCGGCAUCGUAGUGUAUCUAACCUAUGGUGCGAGGCAUAGUAAGCUGAACUGAUUGAUUACCAUUCCCAACCGUAAGGAUGAUAAUAUGCUUCGACGAAGGGAUGGUGAAGCAGUGUUCUAUACUGCCAAGGGACUGCUUGUCAGAGCAUCAUGCAAGUGGGUACAUCUCUGCAGUUUCUACAAGUACUAACUACAUCGAGCCUUAUGUAUAUCUAUAACAACUCUAUUACGCUCACUAUCAUCUGCUACAGUUCUGGUGUCCAUACAGCUAAUUCUGUUACAACACACUAUGUAGCUACCAUCUAUCGUACUGUCGUUUUCGUAUGAAAUCUCGAUCGUU